Ilyonectria robusta is the source of this 993-nucleotide messenger RNA. RefSeq lists its product as uncharacterized. The transcript is spliced from 2 exons. NCBI's taxonomy places the organism in Eukaryota, Fungi, Ascomycota, Sordariomycetes, Hypocreales, Nectriaceae. Bases 1 to 993 code for a protein of 330 amino acids. The record is from RefSeq and is a predicted model, not a curated record.
AUGGUUUCGUAUUCAGUCCACAAAAGCCCUCCCUCGCCGAACCGCCUCCCGCAACUUGCAGAUCAAGACCAUCUCCCGCCGCUGCAACAGUCCCCCCGACCAACUCGCCAGUCUAAACGAGAUGUCCCGCCAGAUGCCUCGGUUGAGAUCCCAGACAUCUCCCAACGCUUCCAACCCUUGGGUCGACCGCAACAACCGCCGCAGAAGCCGCCUCCUUGCCGAGUGGAAUUGCUCGAGGCAGUGCAGUCCACCGUCGGUUACGACAUACGCCCCUCCCGUGGUGGCCUUCCCCACCGGUACCUCCCCGGCAUUCCCUCUCGACGAGAUCUCUUUUUCGCAAACUUCGAGAUCUUCGUCUGCGACGGAGCAGCGUUAGACAGCAUGGGUGACCCGCGCUAUUUGGAAGUUGCACCGAAGCUGCCUUCGGGGGCCGAGCCGAGGGCUGAGGGAACCAUGGUCCACUUCUGGAAUAAACACCUGGACAAGAACUUUGUCAAGCGGUUUAAGGGGAGGUUUGAGGGUCUCUGUGCUCGCCCGCGACCAGUGUACAUACCGGCACGCAAUGCACAUCCCCUGGGAUGCUUCGUCAACGAAACGGUCUGCCAGCCCGCCAAGCUUGCAGCCCUCUUUGUCGCGAUGUAUGGGCAAGUCAACACGGACAUGUGCACCUUCUGCAUCGAAGCCUCCAUGGAUACCACAAACCCCGCCUCGGAUCAUCUGCCGCCACCAUUCCACACCUGUAUCUCGUUGCCCGGCAUCACCUCUGGCUGCUGUGCCAAUUGCUACUACCGUCAGUAUCAUGGCUGCACCUCGUCCGCUUCGUCAUCCAACGUCGCAAACCCGUGGGACCCCAUCGUAGAGCUGCCUGCCCCCCCGGCCCCUGACUCCUGUCCCCGGGUUAUCGACAUCUCCAGCGCACUUGAUUGGCGUCUGAAUGGCGAGCCCGAACCCGAACCCGAGUUAGAUCUCGAGUGGGAAGGUAGUGAUUGUUGA